GAGAAGGUCAAAUGACUCCGCAUGUGUUCGUGUGUUUGUUGUGUUCAUUCCCACUAUGGUGCUCGCCUGAUGAAGAUAACACUUUGAACGUAAAUGAUGCUUCUUCCAUCGUGGCUUGACGUCGCACAGGAAGUUUGAGGAGCCAACAUUAAGUGGAGACCAAUCUCAAAAGCUCUGAAGAGGAAAAAGAAGACGCCGCCAACAUGUUCAGCAUCAAAAGACUGAAGCAGAAGUCUCAGUCGGUGGACAUUGCCAGUCAAGGCUUCUCCCCGACUCUGGUGCCGGCUUCACCCCUUGACAAACCUGCAUCACCUGUUGCCAAGACAACCACCGUCCUCGCGCUGCAGGAAAACAACACCACCAACUCCCAGCGCCGCAGUCCGCGUUGUGGGGAGCUGAAGAGAGGCUACACCAUUGAUACUGGCCAAAAGAAGACCCCAGAGAAGAAGGAUGGGAGGCGCAUGUCGUUCCAGAGACCCAAAGGGACCAUCGAAUACUCUGUGGAAUUACGGGACACAUUGAACAGCAUUGCUCUGAAGUUUGACACCACACCCAACGAGCUGGUUCAGCUGAACAAGCUGUUCUCCAGGGCAGUUGUGCCUGGCCAGGUUUUGUAUGUUCCUGAUCCUGAGUACGUCUCCAGUGUUGGAAGCUCUCCUUCCCUCAGUCCCAUCAGCCCUCUCUCUCCCACCUCUUCAGAAGCUGAUUUAGAGAAAGUGACGGACUCAGAUGGCCCCUCCAGACCAGAGGCUGUCCUCCCCCAAGUGUUUUCUGCCCUACGCCAGUCCAGAGUGGUGUCAUCCACCUCCGAGGAGGAGGAAGCCCUGACGGAGAAAUUCCUUAAGAUCAACUGCAAAUACAUAACUGGUGGCAAGGGUGCAGUGAGCGGGGUGUUGCUGGUGACGCCCAACAACAUCAUGUUUGAUCCACACCGGAUGGACCCACUGGUUCAGGCCCAUGGGUGCGAGGAGUAUGGCAUCAUGUGUCCUCUAGAAGAGGUGCAGUCUGCCGCCAUCUUUAAAGAGAUCACUGAUCCCAAGAUCAGAGAGACUGUGCCUGAUGACCUGGAGCCUCUCCCUUGUGAGAGGCAUCCCUCCCAGCAGGACCCAGAAAGGCGCCUGAGGGAGCCAGGGGCCAAUGACAGUGGCAGUGGCAGCACUGCCCCACGCAGCACAGAGGGCUCAAUCUCAGAAGAUGUCUUUACAGAAGCAGAGCUGUCCCCCAUACGGGAGGAAGAGCAAGCAUCCAGCGACGAAGUAGGUCUGGACAAGUCUUCUGGCGCUGCCUCUACAGAAUCUGUGCAAACCGUGACUCAGGAGGAGCCCACUGGCUCCCAGGUGCCAGGCGAUGCCCGCAGCUCAGUUAGCCAUCCUGAGGACCCUCUAGCAGUAAAGGCCUCCGCCACAGAAGAGGACACUGCCACUGAAAAGAAUAGCCAGUCCCCAUUGGAUUUCAAGCAGCACAGUGAAGAGAAGCCACCAAGCACACCCACUACCAGCUCCGCCACUAGCCAGGUCCAGCGCCCCAGCAGCAGCAGCACCUCUCGUCCAGGGUCCCAAAGCUCAGCCGCCCCACUUUCCAUAGACACCCUUUCUGUCACAGCCAGUCCACCGAGGGAUGCCAACGAGGGGACUGAAGUCUCCAAAACAGAUUCUAUGCAACAUGAGAAGGUGGAGAAAGAUGAAGCAGAACAGGAGCAAAAGGGCAACAACUCACAGGAGAGGACGAGUCGGUCACACAAGUUCCUUUGUCUGCGGGUGGGGAAGCCAAUGAAGAAGACAUUUGUUUCCAAUGCCAGCGCCUCUAUGCAGCAGUAUGCCCAACAGGGCAAGAAGCACGAGUACUGGUUUGCUGUGCCGCAGGAGAGGUCAGACCACCUUUAUGUCUUCUUCAUGCAGUGGAGCCCAGAUAUGUAUGGUGAAGGGGUCAGAGGAAUGUCACAAGAACCUGGCUUUAUGGUUGUCAAGAAGUACGAGGUGUCUGAAAGUGCUGAGGACGAGCCCAUCACUGACCUCAAUGUCAAAGAGUGGGAGGUAGUGUCUAUGACGGAGUACCACCGUCGGAUCGAUGCUCUAAACAGCGAAGAUCUGCGCUCACUCUGCAAACGACUCCAGAUCACCACCAAGGAAGAGGUGAACUCCAAGCAUGAAACAUCCAUUAAGACUGAGCUGGAGCCUGAAACCUUCAAACCAAACUUAAGAGAACCAAGUGAUCUCUUGGAGGCUGAUCAAAUUGAGAAGCUUGCCAGGAAUCUACCACCCCGGACCAUCGGGUACCCAUGGACUCUUGCUUUUGGCACAUCAAAACAUGGCAUGAGUAUCAAGUCGCUGUAUAGAGCCAUGCAGGGACAAGACACCCCCGUGCUCAUGGUCAUUAAGGACAGCGACGGACAGGUUUUUGGUGCCCUUGCGUCAGAACCCUUUAAAGUCAGCGAUGGCUUCUAUGGCACAGGAGAGACCUUCCUCUUCACCUUCAACCCAGAGUUUGAGGUGUACAAAUGGACAGGAGACAACAUGUUCUUUAUCAAGGGGGACAUGGACUCUUUAGCUUUUGGUGGAGGAAGCGGUGAGUUCGGCCUGUGGCUGGACGGAGACCUUUACCACGGCAGGAGUCACUCCUGUAAAACAUUCGGGAAUCCCAUGCUGUCAAAAAAGGAGGAUUUCUAUGUGCAGGACAUAGAGAUCUGGGCUUUUGAAUAACCACACCGCACACCACGGGGGAGUAGACAAGUCCUGAAAGAGGGCAAAGCGAGGAGCUCCUUAAAACUAUGGCCACGUCUCAACCCUAACUGCACACGACCGGGCCGCGCAAGCCAGCUGUCGGGUGCUUGUUGUGCGUUACUACUGCAGUUAUUCCGGAGCUUUUUUUAUUCUUGGUGUAUAUCUUGUUACCUAGCACCCUGUGCAGCACCUUGCAGCAUGGGGGAGAGCGCGUCAAGAACCUAUGAGGAUGUAAAAGUGAUGGGGAGGCCUUGGAAAGGGGACUCUGUGUGUGUGUGUGCGUGUGUGUGUGUGUGUGUGUGUGUGUGUGUGUGUGUGUGUGUGUGUGUGUGUGUGUGUGUGUGUGUGUGUGUGUGCGUUGCACAUUUAUGUGUACUAUAAGCUCAAGGAGUCCCCAGCACCCCCUCAUCGUCGUCCAUUCAGUAGGAUGUUACUCACUGUGGAGUCAGGGUCUUUAGUGAGGAAGAUGAACACAUUCCUUUACACCUGGUGACGUAAUCAAGUGAUUCGCCGCCAUAGGUCGGUUCCAAUGAGAGAAUACUUGCUGCAGGACAUUGGAGGUGUUUAUUUUUCUUACCUUUUGUUUGUCGUCCCCACCGUCCUUAAGUCCAGCGGAAGGUUGUCUUCUGAGGCUAAACUACUCGAAUAUUGUGUGUCGUAGUCCUCCCGUGGUCCCCUGUCCCAGCACAGCAGGUGAAAGCACAUAUAGCCACAUCAGCCAUUGUCGUGAUGUCGUGUUCAGUGGGUGUACGUGUGAGUCCGGCUAACACCUCUCGCAGAUGCUGGCUGCACUGUUAGUAGACAGUAACGUGUUGCAAUAGAUUUUGUGGAAUAUGCAAAUAACUGUCCUGUGACCUCAAAUAACCCCGCAGGGCCCCACUCACCCCGGCGGCGUUUUGGCCGUGUAAAGCUUUUACGUCUUGAUACACGACUGCUUUUGUUUGAAAAGCCCGAGACGUGGUUAACUGUUUUACAUGCAUAUAUGACAAUUAUAUAUCAGUAUAUAUGAUUGUAUAUGGCUGUAUAUAUAAUCAUAUAUACUUUGCUGUUAAGUGUGACAGUGAUCUACUUGUGCUGAUAUUUCAGCUGCUACAAUAUAAUGUAUAUUUACCCUGUAAAUGAUGCUAUAUAAAUACAUAUUAUGAAGUGUGGAUUGGUGGGUUUGCUUCUAGCACUUUAAUCCGAGCGUCACAGCCAGGUUCUUAGAUUCCUUAGCAGUAGCUGUACAGUACUUUACUUUCCACCCACACCAUGUUAACUGUUCGUAGAACGCUUGCUGCUACCAAUAUCCAUAAGGUUAUUACGCCAUAACGCUCUUGUGUGUGUGUGUCUAAAAACCAGGGUCACUCUGAGGGGGGAAGGGGGGGUUCAGAGCGAUUGCAGCGGUUCGCUUUCUGGGCUCGCCAGGUGAGUCUCAGACAGGUAGGUAAGGUACGCUGGCAAACUGACCAAGGUCCCAUUUCUCCCCCCCAACCCCCCCUUUCCUGGUCUUCCAUACCAGUAUUUGUCACCAAGAUUAAUAUAGACCAUUCACCACAAUACCAUGUAUCAGUGAUGUAUAAAUAAUAAAGAUGAGUUAAUGGUUAUAA
Molecule: messenger RNA, 4309 nt
Organism: Nerophis ophidion (straightnose pipefish)
Lineage: Eukaryota; Metazoa; Chordata; Actinopteri; Syngnathiformes; Syngnathidae
Gene: oxr1a
Product: oxidation resistance 1a
Exons: 17
Coding region: 204-2699 (831 amino acids)
Biological process (GO): response to oxidative stress
Cellular component (GO): nucleus
Source: RefSeq, a predicted model, not a curated record